This is a messenger RNA of Cuscuta campestris, 926 nucleotides long. The record is from the annotation of a GenBank genome assembly. NCBI's taxonomy places the organism in Eukaryota, Viridiplantae, Streptophyta, Magnoliopsida, Solanales, Convolvulaceae.
UUCCAUUUUCUGCAUCUCAUCAGAUUUGCAAGAAAGAAGCUUAGAGAGAGCAUUACCAAAAGCCAGAAACUUUAGCUUCUUCUUCUCCCCUUCCACUAUAUCAUCUUUCUUUAAGAAGGAAUGGAGUUCCAGAGCGAUCUAACCCGGGAGAUCUCGCCACAAAGAAAAAUGGGGAGGGGAAAGAUCGAAAUAAGGCGAAUCGAAAACACAACAAACAGACAGGUGACCUUCUGCAAGCGCAGAAAUGGUUUGUUGAAGAAGGCUUAUGAGUUAUCUGUUCUGUGUGACGCUGAAGUGGCUUUGAUUGUCUUCUCCAGCCGCGGCCGCCUCUACGAGUAUGCCAACAACAGUGUGAAAGCCACAAUUGAGAGGUACAAGAAGGCAUGCUCAGACUCCAGUAAUACUGGUUCCAUUUCUGAAGCCAAUGCUCAGUUUUAUCAGCAAGAAGCAUCCAAACUGCGUGUACAAAUCAGCAAUUUGCAGAACCAGAAUAGGAAUUACAUGGGUGAAGGUUUAGGUGCUUUGAGUCCAAGGGAUCUCAAGAAUCUUGAAUCCAGAAUCGAGAAAGGAAUAAGCAAAGUCCGAGCCAAGAAGAAUGAGAUGCUAUUUGCUGAAAUUGACUACAUGCAGAAAAGGCAGGAAAUUGAUUUACAUAAUAACAACCAAUACCUUCGCGCCAAGAUAAUAGAGACAGAGAGAGCUCAGCAUAUGGAGUUGAUGCCGGGGACAUGAACAUGAUCUACCCCUUCAGCUUGUCUAAAAAAAUACUUGGGCAAGCAAAAAGGGGUGUGAUAUGAUAUUUGCAGAGCUGGAACUGUCUUGGGCCUCCAUUAAUUCGUCCAUGAAGAUGGGAUUUCAAUUCUACUGUUUUUAACAUCAGUUACGUUAUUAUUUAGUACGUUUGGCAACUAUUUUAAGUUAUCUUC